This is a messenger RNA of Zychaea mexicana, 1038 nucleotides long. RefSeq lists its product as uncharacterized. NCBI's taxonomy places the organism in Eukaryota, Fungi, Mucoromycota, Mucoromycetes, Mucorales, Lichtheimiaceae. The coding region runs from base 1 to 1038 and encodes 345 amino acids. The transcript has 10 exons. The record is from RefSeq and is a predicted model, not a curated record.
AUGGAGCGAGUAACGGCUGUAACUGCGCUGCGAUCACAUGGUCAAAAGUCAUUGUCAAGAAGCAACAGCAGUAGCAAUAGUGGCAAUGAGCAGAAUAUCAAUGAUAAUAGCAACAGUGGCGGAUGCAUUAGUAUCAAUGAAAAUCAAAAUAUUGAAAAUGCAGGGGAAAUGAAAGAAAGACAAGAAGACGAAGCAGUUGGUCUGCCAACACUAACUGAACAAUUUGCUGCAUACAAGAAAAACGUUCUUGGGGAUGCGCUUACCGGCCAUGAGUUCAGUAUGGAGAAUGGUGUUCCCGAGUUGAUGGCUUUGAGUGAUGUCAUGCUAUUAAAGCCUUCCCAAUUCAAUAAAUACACACGUGCGCAUUUCACUGAUCAAGUCCUGAGCGAAUGGCACGACAACACUCGGAAAAGCCUACUCGCUGAUGUAGAAGAAGAAGCUUCCAGGAUUGCCAAAGACUUGAAAAAGAAACGCAUCAGGACACGUGAAGCCGUCCAGAAGUUAGUUGCCAUGAGUAUUGACAAGAAAGAUUGCGAAGCACAACUUUUAAUAGGUUUAUCGAAUUUGAUCCAGAGGCUUCCGUCGAAAACGCUCUUAACUACUGUCACCAUGGGUGAAACAGAAUUAUGGAGUAGUGUUUUCGAUCCCAUUUUCUCUGCUUUGUUGUUGGAUCCUGAUCGUAAUGUGUCAUUGAGAUGGACCAACGUUGUUCCAGAUGACGGUAGUGCUAGUGAAGGACGUCCAUUGGGAUACGGCGAGGCCAAAUUGGCAGACCCAAGUCCAAAUAUCGACUGUUUGGCCAAUGACCUCUUGAGAUUAGUGGUUAUGAAUGCCAAAGCUGUUGAAAAAUCCAAAUUGUGUGGUGUUCUAGGGUUCCAGAUCCAUGGUUAUAACCUCAAAGUUUACAUCACUCAGAAAAUGCCAAACAGUUCGUUUUAUACCAUGACUGAAUUUUUUGGGGGAACUGCCUCAAACAAUAAGAUCGAGAAGUUGAACGAGGAAAUUCGCAUUCACCACGCCUCGACAUAUCGACUUUAA